This is a messenger RNA of Xyrauchen texanus (razorback sucker), 16727 nucleotides long. RefSeq names its product probable E3 ubiquitin-protein ligase HECTD4. The record is from RefSeq and is a predicted model, not a curated record. Gene Ontology annotation, molecular function: ubiquitin-protein transferase activity. The transcript is spliced from 76 exons. Lineage: Eukaryota; Metazoa; Chordata; Actinopteri; Cypriniformes; Catostomidae. The coding region runs from base 4 to 13341 and encodes 4445 amino acids.
GAGAUGGGAUCCGGUGCCGUGGAUUCUUCCCAGUGGCUGUCAGUGAAAGAAGAGACGAUUUUCCUUCACGAUGGACUCAUUCGGGUCACGGACCUGGCAGAGUUGCCCAGUGAGAUCGGGCUGUCCGAACAAGGCGAAUGUGAGCAGGAGAUUUUGACCUUUGAAACCAAGAAUCCAGUGGAGUUAGCUGAGCGCUUGCGGGCCGUCUGUGGAAACCAGAGCAACGCCUACGCCAGGCUGCUGGAAUACCGUCUCAAUGCGCUGCGUGGACUGUGGGGUGCACAGCGACAGCUCGCCCUGGAAGAGCAGCAGGAGCAUGAAGGAGGGGUGCCAGGGAGUAGCGGAGGCGCUGAUGAUGAGACGCUGGCUCUCCUGAAGCGACAGGGCUUCCUGCAACAUCAUCACCACCCUCAUCACCCGCCGAUGCCUACGGGCUCCGAUCAGGCACCGUUUACCUCACGCGUCGGCCUGCUGUUAGUCUUUCCACUACUGCAGUCGCAAACCCGACACGACCCCUCGCUCUGCGGCGUGACCGCCGAGGUCCUGCUCGCCUGUUUGCGCGACUGCCAGCCGCUUAGCCUCGGCAAGGAGCCUGCAGACUGCCUCAACGGCCUGGAGAGGUUACUGUGCUCCUGGUUGGAGGGGAGCGGGGAACUAAAGGGCGCAGGGGAGGAACGACCACUACUCACCCAGCAGCAGAGACAGAAUGCAGCGGCUGCAUUAGUGGCUCUCGCGUGUGCGAGGGGUUCCCUCAAAACAUUCAUCCAUACUGUUCACCUGCUGCAGAAACAGACUGAUCUGGGCCAGCUGCCAGUGGCUGAUGUUCUCUACAGAUUGCUGCUUCUUGAAGGAGGUCCAGGCUCACCGUCAUGUUUACUAGGUGGAAAACACAGUGUGUCAUGGGGCUUUGAGGACAUGUUGCCCACCCCAGAUAGCAGUGCACCAGGAGCCGACAGUAAAGAUACAGACCUGGGACGCAGUCUGGCUACAGAUGGUUUCUAUCUCUACACAACAAACUCUUUUGGGAAAGGCUUAAGCAAGCUGGGCUCAGGGCUGCAUGGGACGCUGAGGGGGUUUGUGUACUGUCGGAAUGAGGAGUUGGAGGCGGGAUGGUUGGCGCACAGCAGUGGCUGUUUGCUUCAUCGUCCUGCGACUUUUGACACUAAACCUCAUCAGCUGUGUCAGCUUCUUGACCCCUUCACACUGCAGGUUUGUCAAGUAAUUGCAAUGCCCCACCAUCACUUCCCAGCGGGCAGCUCUCUAACUACACUGCGCCUGUGUUCUGAUGGCACCUACCUCUACUGGGUGUGGUCACCCGUUAGCCUCAAUGAAAAGACUCAGAAAGGACACUCUGUCUUCAUGGAUGUCUUCCAGCUAACGACCGAGUCUGGUGUGUGUGUGGCCAGUCCAAUUCAAGAACGAGUAAUUUUAUCGCGUAAGGAAGGCGAGUCAUCGAAGUGUCUGAAUGAAUUGCUUUUGAGCCGUAUGUCUCGUUUCCGGGCCUCCCAUUCCUCCACGCUGGCUGCGCUCACCGGAUCCGCUAUCACCAACCCCGUCAAAGAGGAGCAGUCUGUAGUUAAUACAAGCUGCGGUCUGCCCAUAAAAACGUUGAGGAAAACGCCCAUGUAUGUGUGUGGAACGUAUCUGGUGAUGUUGACACCUGCUCCUGGUGUAUCUGGCAACUCUGCCACACGUUCUCUGUUUGGUGGUUCCAGUGGCCUCUCCUCUCUGAAGAUCUUGGCAUCUAGUUUGGUGUUUAACCUGUCUGAUGGCCAGUUUAGCAAUCGUGCCGACCUCAUAGAUGCUCCAGGAAGUUCUCUGGGUCGUGGAGCUCAGGUCGCAGGGCUAGGGGCCUGUUAUGAUGCUCUUAACAACUUAAUCUGGACGUGCUCCAGUGAUUACAUGGACCAGUGGUGUAACCCUGGAAACCAGGCGUUUCAUCAUGUAUGCCAACGGCUUGGCGUGAGCCACGUCAGCAGACAGCCUAAAGAGGAAAUGAUUGACACGACUGAAGUGAUUAACCAGCUCCUCCAUCAUGUCGGCGCAAUGUGCAUCCACCAGCUCAACCUGCUCGCAGCCAGCAGCACUUUACAUCUGGGGACGUUCGUCGGAAAACAGCUCAUGGAGGCGUGUCACUUCAGCUCCAUAUGUGAUGUCAUGGAGAAGGCCAUGGUGAACGGUGACACGUGCAUCAUCCGAUGCAUUCUGGUCGUCUUUCAGGUGGUGUUCCAGUUCUUCAAUCCAAAUUCGGAGCAGAAUCGGGACAGUAUCAGGCGCUCUGGACUGUUGUUGUGGCAGUUACUGAUGGCUCCUCUUGAUCAGAUACAACCAGAAAUACAGAGAGAAGUGUGCCACGCCAUCAGCUCGGGUUUGAACACUUUGUACCAGAGUGAGUUGGAGUUAAACAACCUGCUGAAGUUAGUUUUCACUGAAGGAGAGCGUAACAGCGGUUUGUCUCAGUUACGUGAUGUUAUAUUAAACAACCUCGCUAACCAGUUACAGAAGAACCGCUUUGGUAGUGAAGACGAUGACCACUACAGACUGAAAGACGAGCUGUUGCAGUGUAUUCUGAAGACUGUAGUGCGCGAGUCGUGUCUCCUCAUCACCAAAUGUCGAACCGUUUCUAAAGAAGAACUCCAGAAGCUGCUUUCCACUGUGCCUGUAGCAUCACCGAGCUUGCGUUAUUUAAUGGCUGUGCAGAAUCAUUUGCUCAGUAAUACCGUCCUGCUGCAUCCUGAUGACAGUGAUGAUAGCGACAGCUCCAUACAGGGGGAAACAAUGAAGGUACAGGAGUUGCAGACGAGCAUCCUGUCAUUGGCUUCUAAGAUCCUGGUUGGAUGUGACGAGGUGCUGGAGACUCUUCAGCAGGUCACUAAUGCCCUCAUCAACAGCACCAUCAGCGAUCGAGAGAACAGACUGAGAGGACUCGAGCAGAUGACCAAAGCCACAAUGUUGGGUCACCUGCUGCCGGUUCUGUUAACCUCACUGAUGCAUCCGAACCUGCAGACCCUUACACUAGCUGAUGCACUCAUGCCACAGCUAGUUCAACUAGUCCUCUAUACUAGUCAGACGGCUUUGCUGCUAAAGACACAUUCACCGUUAUUUGAUGACUCUCCAACCAUCAGUGGGUCAUUGAAUCAAGGAUCCAAGCCACCCUCGUUAAAUGACAGUUUUCAGAUUCUGGAUGAGCGAGAGGAGCCUGGCUUUCUGACCGGCUUGAAGAUUCCCGCCCCAUGGGCUGCUGGGAAAACGGUGGAAACUGUUCAUCCUGUGCGAGAUAACUACAAAUUUAAAGAUACGGUGCAUAUUCCUGGCGCGCGCUGUCUCUACCUGCGAUUUGACCCUCGCUGCUCCUCACAAUACGACUACGACAAGUUGGUGAUUUAUGCCGGGCCCAACACAAACAGCCGUAAAGUGAGCGAGUAUGGAGGAAACACCAUGGGUUAUGGCAGUCGGAGUGUCUUAGGAACGGGUUGGCCCAAAGAUCUGGUCAAGGUUGAAGGAGACACUGUGACGUUCUCUUUUGAGAUGAGAAGCGGCCGUGAACACAACACUCCUGAUAAAGCCAUGUGGGGUUUCUCAUGUACUGUACGAGCGCAGGAGUCGUCAGAGGAUGUGUCCGGUGGACUGCCGUUUCUGGCCGAUUUAGCGUUGGGUUUAUCAGUGCUGGCCUGCGCGAUGCUGCGAAUCCUCUAUAACGGCCCUGAUAUCACACGAGAGGAGGAGGCCUGCCGGGACCUGCUCUGCUCCAAACUACUGCAGAGGUGUCAGUGGCAGGUUGAGGCCAAUGGUGCGAUAUCUCCCGCCCUCACACCCUCUCCAUCCCCUCUGCCAUUAACCAUCGAUGAGGAGCACGAGUUCACGUAUCCAUCGGACAUCCUGAUCCCACCGCCCGGCCCGAUGCCCGCCGCCUGCUGCGAGUUGCCCCGCAUACACUUACCCUCGGGCAUUAUGAGUCGCCUGAGGGAGCUGUCCGGCAGGGCCCGCCCUCAGUUCCGCCCCAGCAUCAAAGAGGUGAUUCGUCCUGAUGUCAUGGAGGAGGUGAUCGUGUCGUGCGUUAUUAAACAUUUGGGUCUGGUGGAUGCGCUGCAGUCACUGGUCAACUUCCAGUACAGAGAGCUGCACAGAGAGGAGCACAAUCUGCUCGGCAAAAUCAUGGCUGAGACCUUCAAGAAGAUCAAUGCAAUGGAGAGACAGUUACAAAGUGUUGCUGAACUGGAGCAGAAAUGGCAGAAUGAGGUAGAUGAAGCUCAACAGGGGAAACUAGAGAACAACUCGCCCUUCUUCCACGACUAUCACUACUUCGAGAACAAACUGAAAGAGCUGGAGCUUCUCUGUCCAAUCAAGGAUGUUCCUCUGGACUGCACCAAUCCAGAAAAUGCUGUGAUGGCUUUGGGAGAAAAGUUUUUCCACGAGGUUAACUCCACCCAACAGUCAAGAAGUGCCGUUCCAUUGGCUAAAACCAAAGCGCUAGUGAAGAGCUUGAUAAACCGUUCUGAACUCCUGCUACAUGUGACAAUAGCACCACAGUGCAAGAGUCUGACAACAACACCAACAUCCACUCCAGCUUGUAAGUCGGUAUCAGACGCUAAAUCAAUUGUUCCUAUAGUGAAGCAGCCCGUCUUUCUGCGCAGUAUGUCCGCUCCCUCAGAUUUGGAAAUGAUUGCCAACAGUGAUGUAGAGUUCACACAUGGAGCACAAAGGAGGCGUCUCCAUCCUUCCAGUCACCGCAGCAGCUCAUUCACUAUCCUGCAAUCAUUGGCCAUUGAAGACAGCAAAGACAAACCCACUUACAGUGUGCUGCUGGGACAGCUCUUUGCAUUCAUAGGAACAACUCCAGACCAGGCGGUGUCCAGCAGCAGUUUUCUAUCAGCUGCGCAGACGCGCUGGAGGAGAGGUCGCACGAGGAAGCAGGCGCUGAUUCACAUGAGAGAGCUUCUCACCGCAGCAGUUCGGGUGGGAGGAGUCACCCAUCUGGUUGGCCCAGUCACCAUGGUGCUGCAGGGUGGGCCCAGAAUCGAGGAGCUGACAUGUGGAGGGAUGAUGGAGCAGGUGCAGGAAGCGUUUGGAGAGACGAUGACAUCAGUGGUGUCUCUGUGUGCCCGUUACCCCAUCGCCUGCGCUAACAGCAUCGGUCUGCUGUGCACCAUCCCUUACACCAGGAGUGAGGAACAGUGUCUGGUUCGCAGUGGUUUGGUUCAGCUCAUGGACCGGUUGUGUAGUUUGAGCAGUCAGAGGGACUGCAGCUCAAACGAAAAGCAAACGAAGAAACAGAAGGUAGCUACUAUGGCGUGGGCGGCGUUUCAGGUGCUAGCCAACCGCUGCAUUGAGUGGGAGAAAGUUGAAGGUGGAUCUACAGACGCAGUGCACUCUGGACUGGCCCGUCAGGUGUCCAGCUUACUAACCAAUCAUCUGGCUCGAGCAACAGACUGCUGCGGGAAUCAAGCAGCCGGGAAUGAUGCUCUACAGGACGUGCUCAGUUUACUCAACGAUCUCUCCAGGAGUAACAUUGGGAAGACGAUCCUCAGUCAGCCGGCCUGUGUGUCGAAGCUUCUGUCUCUGCUGCUGGACCAGCGGCCGUCACCCAAACUGGUGCUCAUAAUCCUGCAGUUAUGCCGCGCAGCGCUGCCUCUCAUGAGUGUGGAGGACUGUGGGAAUGUAGCGCUUCCUUCCUGGAGCUACUCCACAAACGCUCUGGACGCAGAGCAGCAGGACGCCAGUGACCCGGCCUUCUGUAUCGCGUCACUGCUGCUGGCCAAACUGGCAGACUAUGUGGUGCCAGGCUGUCAGACUCUGCUCUCUCCGAGCUCAUCUGAGCCGGACACCAGUCUCUCUCGCACCUGCCCAAAGAGUAGCGCCAAGAUUGACAGAGAUGCCGGUGAAGAGGGUGAAGCCGUGGAUGGCAAACUCUCCAUUUUCAUCCAUAAGAGAGAAGACCAGUCGUCUCAUGAGGUGCUGCAGCCGUUACUCAGCAGUUCAGAGGGUCGGCCUUUCCGUCUGGGCACUGGAGCAAACAUGGAGAAGGUGGUGAAGAUGGAUCGAGACAUGACGAAGAGCGGAUAUUGUGAGGUGAUCACAGAGGAGGCGUCUUCAGCUUUGAGGAAAGCCAAUAAGUGGGCUCAGUCUGGACUCAUCGUCAGUGUGGGACCUCCAGUAGAGAGCACCGGACAAGAAAACUCCGGAGGAGCCACAACAGGAGACAAGAAGAAAACCGCUCAGUCUACGGUGUGCCGAGAGAGAAACGCUGAACUAGCUCGGUCAGAUCCGGUGCGGCCGUUCAUCAGUGGUCACGUGGCCAACAGUAUGGCCGCUGAGGUCAUCGCUCUGCUUCACAGUCUUCUGACCGCACCUGAAUCCAACACCGCUCAGAUAUGGACCAGCACUGCAGAGAAGGUGUUGUCCAGAGCGUUGAUGUUCAUCCCUCAGUUGGGUAAAUACGCUGACAGCAUUCUAGAGAGCGGGAACAGCAGUGUUAGGAAGUUGGCUAAGCUGCAGGCGAUUGGUCGACAGGCCGUAGCGGCUCUCUGUGCUUUAGGUGGAUUCAAGGAGACCAUCAAGAUCGGUUCUGAAGUCCAGGUGGUUGGUAAGGGUGUGUUAGACAGUGUUGGUGUGGUCAUAUCAAUUAAUGAACAGGAGGGCAUCGCCACAGUGAAGUUUCCCUCCUGUGAGUACCGGCGCUCGAGCAAAGCUUCUGAUAUCCUGACUGUACCCAUAUCUCGCCUCUGUACGCCACGCUCUGAGGCUCUGCCGCUGCACAAGCUGUCCAUCACAGAGAAGGUCGUGCAGGCGGUGCAGUCCAUGUUACUGCCUCAGGAGGGCAGUCUGUCCAUCCACACGUCUCUCCCUGCGUCUGGAGACGGAUCCAGUCCUGUGAUGGCUGUCGUCCGGCUUCUGGCCGAGAUUAGAACCAGAGCGUGUUUGGUGAUGGCGCAGCUGCUUGAAGACAGUUCAUUCUGUGAGGAGUUUAUUCAACAGUGUCCAGCUGCCGUUGAAGUGCUCAACCUCAUUGCUCAAGAGUGCAGUCCUGGAGAGCGUGUAGGCAUGGUUGAAGCUCAGUGUGAGAGAGUUAGGAUGUUAUAUCGGGACUGCGCUCGCCCACCGCCUCCACCACUACAAACAGACCAACGGCAGCCUAAGGAAAUCACGUGGUGUCCGUCACGAGUCUUUCCUCCUGUACGUGCCUGUAUGUUCUCUUCACACUUGACCUCUGUGACGUUUCUGGCUGAUCCGAGUGCAGGUGGAGGUCUUCCCAGAGGAACCUUCAUAUAUGCCACUUCACCUGUACCUGUUCAGGCUCCAUCCUUUUACUGGGAGAUCGAGAUUGUUUCCUAUGGAGAUUCAGAGGAUGAUAGCGGCCCGAUAGUAUCCUUCGGCUUUUCUCCGGAGGCAGAGAAGAGAGACGGUGCCUGGACCAAUCCCGUCGGCACCUGCCUCUUCCACAAUAAUGGGCGGGCGGUUCACUAUAAUGGCUCCAGUCUGCUGCAGUGGAAGAGUGUGAGAUUGGAUGUGGCUCUACUUCCUGGUGAUGUGGCAGGUAUCGGUUGGGAGCGUUUAGAAGGAACUCCUCCACCUCCAGGUCAGCCUCCUAAAGGACGAGUUUACUUCACCUACGGCGGACAGCGUCUGACCCCAUAUCUGGAGGACGUUGCUGGAGGCAUGUGGCCUGUAGUGCACAUUCAGAAGAAGAAUACGAAGAUUCACGCAAACUUCGGCUGUCGAUUAUUUGCAUAUGCAGAGGGUCAGGCGCACCGGAACGCUGCGGAUCUGUGUAUGGAUCUCUCAGAGGAGAUCAGUGCUAACUUUGAAGCUCUGCCGUUUGCAAUGGCAUCUGACAGCGACAAUGACGCCGGCACUAGCGUGGCAUCUGACUCUGGUUCUCACGGCCCGCCAUGUCGGAUCGCUGCUGUCGUCACUGCGCAACAACAGUACAACAGCGACGACUCCUGCCACUACAAGGUAGAGCUGAGCUAUGAGAAUCUGGUGGUGUCGGGACCAAACGUUCACCCCCCACCCAUCGCUGAUGAUGAGAGUGAUGAUGAAGAUGAUGAAGACAUUCCUAGGGAGGAUCAUUAUGCGCUGUUAGUGAAAGCGUGGGAGACCAAAGUCUUUCCAACCAUUCGCCGGCGUUUCAGGAAUGAAGCGGAGAGGAAGUCUGGACUAGACCAGAUCAAAGGAGCCCUGCAACUGGGAAUGGUGGACAUUGCGCGUCAGACAGUUGAGUUCCUGUAUGAAGAGAAUGGAGGGAUUCCCCGUGAUCUCUACCUCCCAACCAUCGAGGACAUCAAAGAUGAGGCCAAUAAAUUCACCAUUGACAAAGUCCGCAAAGGUCUGACGGUGGGCAUCCGCUGUCCAGAGGGCAACAACACCGUUAGCAGCACAGGUGGCACGGCUUUACCCAAGUUUGCCAUCCGUGGCAUGAUGAAGACGUUCGGCUUACAUGGUGUCGUGUUGGAUGUAGAUUGCGCAAAUGAACUGGUGCAGGUGGAGACAUAUCUGCGCAGUGAGGGUGUGCUGGUCCGGUACUGGUACCCCAUUGAGAUGCUGGAGAGACCACCAGCGGGAUCCCGCAGAGCUGCAGCCAACGGCCUGGUGUCACUGGACAGUAGCAACAUACAGAUACACAGGGAGCUGUUGCGUUGUGAGAGCGCUCUUGCACGUCUGUACUGUCGUAUGGCGUUGCUCAACAUCUUUGCACCAAAGAGUCCUCACACGUUCACUCGGCUCUUCCAUAUUCCUGCCGUGCGUGACAUCACCCUCGAACACCUGCAGCUGUUGUCCAAUCAGCUGCUGGCUCCGCCCCUUCCAGAUGGCAGGAUCAGUUGUAGCUCCAUUUUGCUGGCUCAGUCUGUUCUACAUGAGCUUCAGGGUGAGAGCUGCUCUCCCACAGAGCUCUUCUAUCAGGGAAACACACAGAACAUCCGUGAGUGGCUGACAGUCGCUAUCAGCAGGGCUCUGCAUCAGGGAGAGGACAGUCUGCUGGAACUCACCAAACAAAUCUGCUGCUUCCUGCAGAGUGCACCUGAGCAGUUCACACUGGAAGAAUUACCCAUCACCGAGUCUAAGGUCAGCAUAGACGUCAACUUCCCUGGCGCUGCCUUUGUGGUCGUCUCUUGCAAAGAGAGCCAACUCGGCUGUCGUAAAGACUCCUCCCUGUAUAAGGCUCCAUGGGCUCGCAUCAUGGUGUAUGGUCUUGGUCAUAAGGUGCGUCGGAAUGGACAGCUGAAUCUGAUGGAAGCCGUGUGUUACCCACUGGACGCCUCACCAUCGAACACUGGACUCACGCCUCCACCCACAGCCAACCAGUAUCCCAGCUUAAUCAUCCCCACCGACAAAGUGCACGUCAAACUAGGUGUGUCACCCCAUCCUGGUGCAGUGCUGGUAUUGCACUCGUUGCCUCUCGAGUUUCCCUUGGCUAUGGCUUUUGCUGAGCAGCUGCUGACCUACACCAUUGGGGAAACCAGUGAACGCUCUGAAGAUGAGCUGGACACGGUGCCCACCUCUGUACUUCUGCAGGUUGUUGAGUUGCUAGGUGGCCUUCUGUGGACCACCGAUCUUGCUCCUUGUAUCAAGGAGCUAAUCUUCCACUUGCUUGCAGAGCUUCUUCGUAAAAUCCACGCCUUUGAACGACGCAAGAGCCCAUCUGGCCUGUCGAGCCCCAUUACGUUGCUUCUCAGCCCCUGCUUGACGGUGCUCAUGGUUCUCCAAACCGAACUACGAAAACUUUACGACCAUGAGACCCAGAUUUGGAGCCUAGCUAGUGGCGGUUCUUGCACCUCCUCUACGGGCAGCAGCGGAGCGCUUGCGCUGGCCGGCGAACGGAGUCGGUUCUCCACCUACUUCCAUGCACUGAUGGAGGUGUGUUUAGCAGUUGCCGAAGUGACUUUGCCCCUCAGUACGGGAGCAGGAGCAUCUGCAGUGGGCGCCCCCUCGUCAACUAGUACCGCCAACUUUAGCGAUUCCUCAUCAUCUUCGUCCUCUUCACCAGGACAGACACCACAAAGUCCGAGCUUGCUUUCAAAGCGCAAGAAGGUAAAACUAAAGCGUGACCGUGCAACUGUUGCUGUGGUCUCAGGGAAACAUGGUUCCGGUGGCAGCGCGAGACCUUCCGAAAGUGACAGUGCUUUACUCAACAUGACCGGAGGCAAGCCAGAAGAUAUGUUGUGGUUCCACCGUGGGUUGACGUUGCUUUUGAUUUUACGCCACCUUGCUAACAAAGACCCGCAGGGUUUGGGUGUCACCGGGGAUGCUGUCGCAGAUGCUUGCCAAGCUUUGGUUGGAUCCACUGCUCACAGUCGUUUGCUGGUGCUCUCGGGAAUCCCGACUCACCUGGAGGAAGCCGUGGUGCGCAACGCAAUUCGAAGAGCUUGCAACGCACAUGGGGGUCUCUUCAAGGACGAGAUAUUUAUUCCGGUUCAGGAGGAGGACCCUAAAAAGGCCAAACCUGAAACUCCAGGUGUUCCCCUAGAUGUAAAGAGAGAGUGCCCCCCGUCAAGCACAUCAGGAAGUCCCAACAGUAACAGUGCAAUGAGUGCCUCGGCCUCGGCCAGCCACAUAUCCAGCACUUUUCAGGGAGCCUCCAGGGUUGCUGGUGAACUGCCAGCAGAUCAAGAGCUGCUUGUUGUCCCAUUAGCAACUCAGAUAGCCCCUUCCCAGCCGCAGGCACCCCUGGAUCCCCACACAGUAUCCAGUCAGGAAAGCCUGGAUGUGUCCCUUUGUAGCACCGGAAGUCAAGGUAGUCUUGGUAGCCUUGUGGAGCAGUUGGAGAGUGGAGCAACAACGUCGGUCUCAGAUGGAAUUACCAUGUACACUGUAGCUUCGCCAGACAUAAGUGCCACUAUGACACGACCCAUUAAAGGCUACGCUGUGAUAGAGGUCAGGGCUCGGGCCCAAGUCGAAAAGAUUCGUGCCAGUCUUUUCAACAGCAGUGAUCUCAUUGGCCUUUCCAAUCUGGAAAGGGAGGAGGAGCUAAUGGAGUUGACCAAUGAGGAGAUUCUCACCGCAUCCAGUGUCAAUCAGAGCUUAUUUGACACACAAGGAAGUUCUGCUCUUGAGGAAUAUUUCCAGCAGAAAUCUAUCAGAGGAGAUAAACUGGUUCCCGGGGCACGUGAUGUGCUCACAGAUAUUUUUAAGAGCUGUACAUACGCAGAGCAAAUGCUGAGUCCCGCACCAACCAAGCCGGUGAAAGUAUCCGACAUUUAUCUGAGCAAAGAGCAGAUCAACUCUCAGACACCUGGGAACUUGCUACAUGUCUUCUUCACACACGUACGACCUCCAAAGAAAGUGCUUGAUGACCAGCUGACACAGAUCCUCCGUAAAUAUGGCACAGUGAAGCCCAACAAGAACAAGCACAGCAAAGCAGGUAAAGAACAGCACCAGGGUAAAGUAGUGAGCACAAAGAGACCCAUCACCAAACCUCCAAGCAAAGACAAGUCCAUGCUUAACAGCGUUAGAACCGUAUUAAGUGAGAAGAAACCGGUCCUCAAGCCCAAAUCUCCUGAGAAGACUAAACCUGACGAGAAAGACCCGGAGAAGUCUCCCGCCAAAAAACUAGAAGUGCCAGAAGAGAAGUUUUUGACUCUGGAGGGUUUCCACAAGUUCACUCUAGACCGGGCCAAACAGGACAUUCGCAGUGUUUGGCGGGCCAUCCUGGCAUGUGGUUACGACCUGCACUUUGAAAGAUGCACCUGCAUCGACUCGCGUCAUGCUCAAAAAGCCAGCAGGAAAUGGAGCUUUGAGAUGGACUUUGCGCUGGUCCAGUUUGUAAACCGUCUCUGCCGACACCUGGCCAUCACACCUGCCCGUCUGCAUCCACAUGAAGUUUACCUGGACGCCAAAGAUACCGCUGACCCUCAAGUCGCUUGUUUACUAGGUGUUCCAGUGGAGAGUCUGCGCCUGCGGUUUGCUCUGCUACAGUCCCUCAACAGCACACUGGAGAGCUUCUUCCUGCCCCUGGUGGAGUUGAGACAAACACAAACCUAUCAGAACAGCAUCGCCACACUUUUGUGUGAGGUCAAAGGUCUUAUUUUUUACGACACCAAAGUGACCGUCAUGAACAGAGUGCUGAAUGCGACAGUACAGCGAACUGUGGACCACGCUGCACCUGAAAUCACCCUCGACCCGCUGGAGAUAGUGGGAGGCGAGAUGCGCGCAGCAGAAAACACAUAUUUCUGUCAGGCCGCGCGGCAGCUGUCAUGUGUCCCCUCGUCUCAGCUGUGUGUUCGGAUUGCCAGUGGAGGAGACCCCACCUACGCCUUCAACAUCCGAUUCACUGGGGAGGAGGUGCACGGCACCAGUGGUUCAUUUCGUCACUUCCUGUGGCAGGUGUGUAAGGAGCUGCAGAGUUCUGCUCUGUCUCUGCUCCUCCCCUGUCCCAGCGCUGCCGCAAACCGCAAUAAGGGGAAGUACAUCCUGACGCCCUGUCCCAUCACAUACGCUGAGGAGCAGCUGCUCCAUUUCUUUGGUCAGCUGCUGGGAAUCGCCAUCAGAGCAGACGUCCCUUUACCUCUCGAUCUGCUCGGAUCCUUCUGGAAGGGUUUGGUCGGUGAGGCGUUAGACCCAGAAUCUGACUUCCAGGAAGCCGACUUGCUCACCUACAACUACAUCAAGAAGUUUGAGAUUUUGGCAGAUGAAGCGGAGCUGGAAGCGUUGUGUGCUGAAGUGUCGUCACAGAGUCACAUGGGCGAGAGUCCAGAUUCACCGAGUCGCCCCUGUUGCACCUUCACCUACAUCACAAUGACCGGAGAGGAGGUGGAGCUGUGCCACGGCGGACGAGACAUCACCGUCAGCUGGGAGAAUAAAGACGUCUACGUGCGGGCCGUGCGUGAUCUACGCCUGCGAGAGCUGCAGAAUGUGGAGUGUAUGUCGGCUGUACGUGCAGGCUUGGGAUCCAUCAUCCCACUGCAGCUCCUCACCUUAUUGAGUCCUACAGAGGUGGAGCUGCGCACCUGCGGCCUGCCCGACAUCAACCUGGAGUUCCUGAAGGCUCACACGAUGUAUCAGGUGGGUCUAAUGGAGACAGACCAGCACAUUGAGUUCUUCUGGGCCGCGCUGGAGAUGUUUAGUCAAGAGGAGCUCAGCAAAUUCAUCAAGUUCGCUUGCAACCAGGAGCGAAUUCCCUUUACCUGCCCCUGUAAAGACGGUGGUCCUGAUACAGCACAUGUGCCACCCUACCCCAUGAAGAUAGCGCCACCCGAUGGAGCAGUGGGCUCUCCAGAUUUGCGUUACAUUCGCGUGGAGACCUGCAUGUUCAUGGUGAAACUUCCUCAGUACUCGUCCCUGGACGUGAUGUUGGAGAAGUUGCGCUACGCUAUCCACUAUCGUGAGGAUCCUCUCAGCGGUUAAACCUGAAAUCCCACGUGAACGUUUAAGCCCAUCUGAGACUCGGCACACAACCUCAAACAUCACUUCUGGUUCGAGAGAGGAACAUCAAACUGUCAUGAAGGAACUCGAACAGUCCAGACCAACUUGCCUUUACAAAGACGAACGCUUCAUUUCGUGAACGGCAGUGAGUUUAUGGUGGUGUAGAGAAAGCCACACUUUUAUAAAUCGAUGAUGUGUACUAUUGACAUCAUUAACAAAGGUGAAGAAAGUGGCACCUUCUUUUCUCCCUUUUUUAUCCUUGACAUUUAAUCUCUCCGUUACCUCCCUGUUUCCGCAUUCAUGCUUUCAUUUCCUGCGUGCCUCAAUCACCUCCUCUGUAUUUGUGACAGUGAUUGUUGAUGCACCUUCAUUCAGGGAGAUGACGCUCAUUUUUAGAUUUAGAAAGAGACUUAAAGAGUGGCUUGAAAAGUUAUAAAUGCAUCUUUCAAAAUACAUUAGGGUGAAUGUCACGAAACCUGUCAAGAACAGGUCUAGGCCGUAAUUCACGCCAAAAUCAAAAGAAAAAAAGUUAAAUUUUGCAUAAAGUGGUCAUUUUUGUUUUCUUUUCGUUUUUUUGCAUUGUGACAUUGUUUUCAUGGCAAUUAAGCACAUUUUCUCAGUAUUGUCAUGUGAAAAAAUCACAUUGACUUUACUGUAAGUGAAUAUCCUAAUUCUCAUUACUGUUGAGUGGAAAAAAAAUCACGUUUGUAGUACUUUAAUGUGAGUUUAGCAAAUCCCAUUUGAAUUAACCGUUAUGGGGAAAAAAACUCACAUUGAUAUCAGUUAUGUAACCAAAAAAAAUCAUUUUCUCAUUACCGUAAUGUGAAAAAAAACACAGUUGCAUUAUUGUAAUGUGAUUUAAAAAUAUCACAACAUUAAUGUGACACAAUAUUCAUUUUUCAGUACCGUAAUGUGAGAGUUCCAUUCUUAUUGUUAAUGUGAAAAAAAAAUCACAUUAACACUACUGCAAUAUGACUACAAAAUAUCUUUCACAGUAAUGCAAUGUUAAAAAAAUAUCACAUUUGCAUUACUUUAAUGUGACAAAUACCAUUUUGUUACCGUAAUGUGAAAAAUCACAUUUUCACUGCUUUAAUCUGACAAAAGAAAAUCUCAUUUUUAUUACUGCAAUGUGACUGAAAAAUCUCUUUCACAUUAUUGUAAUGUUAAAAUAAAUCACAUUGAUUUUAAUGUGACGAAAAAUCCAAUUCUCAUUACCGUAAUGAAAAAAAUAAAUCACUUUCUCAUUACCGUAAUAUAAAAAAUAAAAAUCACUUUUUCAUUACCGUAAUAUAAAACAAAAUCUCAUUGAUGUUAAGGUGACGAAAAAUCGAAUUCUCAUUACCAUAAUGAAAAAAAAAAUCACUUUCUCAUUACCGUAAUGUAAAAAUAAAUCACAUUUAUGUUAAUGUGACAAAAAAAAUCUAAUUCUCAUUACCGUAAUGAAAAACAAAUCACAUUCUCAUUACCGUAAUGUUAAAAUAAAAAUCACAUUGAUGUUAAUGUGAUGAAAAAUCUAAUUCUCAUUACCGUAAUGUAAAAAAAAUCACAUUCUCAUUACCGUAAUGUUAAAAUAAAAAUCACAUUGAUGUUAAUGUGACAGAAAAUCACAUUCUCAUUACCAGGAUGUUUGGGGAGGGAAAUCACAUUGAUAUUACGGUAACACUUUACAGUAAGGUUCCAUUCGUUAACAUUAGUUAAUACAUUAGGUAUCCUGAACAAACGAUUAACAAUAUAUUUUUUACAGUAUUUAUUAAUCUUCUUCUGUGUUAGUUAAUACAAUUGUUCAUGUUAGUUCAUAGUGCAUUAACUCAUGUUAACAAAUACAGCUUCUGAUUUUUAAAAAAAUGUAUUAGCAUAUGUUGAAACUAACAUUAAGUAAACACUUAAUUAUUGUUAACAACCUAUUUAUUUAAUUAAGUAGUGUUCAUUGUUAGUUCAUAUAAACGAAGGUUGUUAACAAAAGGAACCUUAUCGUAAAGUGUUACCGAUAUUACCUUAACAGGAAUGGAUGUUUUACUAUUGAGAUUUAUUUCGGUAAUUCUCAUUAGACAAUGAUUAAAGACAAUUCAACAAGUAUUACUAAAAUGUCACAUCACAUGCAUUGUUUGCAUUACAGUAAUGAGAAUUUGGGGCAAAUGUUUUUAACUUCUGCGACAAUGUCACAAACGCAAAACAUCUUAAUGCAAAAUAUUCUCUUAUUUUAGUGGUGACGAUGUUCUCGACAGGUUACAUAAGAUCCAUUUAGAGAUGAUUUUCUCAUCGCUACAAGCUCUGGCCAGGAAAUAAACUCUGCAUGUGGUCUCGCAUAUUUAAGACAUUGAACAGUACAUAGCAAGAUGGCUUUAAAGACACAAAUAUAUGCCUAUAUUGUGAGAGGUGCAUAAGUAGUGGCAGUUUGUAAUGGGAGGUAAUCGCAUCGAGUACAAGCUGUGGUAUUAAAGAGAGCGUUAAAUCAUUUCUUUUCGUAUCGGAGUGGAUUCAGGAGAGAAGUUUGCUGUAAACGGAUCGUAAAACCCUUUCUGCCAUAAUCUUCAGUUUUGAGUGGUGCUAAGUUUAUGCUUGCCAAACCGACACAAUUUUAGACUGCCGACUAUAUUACACGAUCGCACUGAUUUUGCGUCCAUUGCAUGUAAAUCCCUACAAUGCAUGUGCCAUUGAACAUGUUGCUUUAGUUUGGCAUUCGAUUUCUUUUAAUAUCAACAUUUCAUCCCCUCGAAAAAGGAAUUGUUUUAGGAGAGCCGUUUGAAAAGAUUCAUUUUGCUUUGAUUUUUUUUUUUUUUGACAUUUUUGUCCGUCUAUACAGUUUAUACCGUUAUAGAUUUGAAAUAUAUAAACUGGAUGUUAUUUCAAGGAUUUCCAGCGUUCUUUUGGGAGUCAGUUGUAAUAUUACUUAUUUCUGGUGAAUCAAAUAAUAGCGUUUUGAGUUGAGUAAUUUGUAGCUAUAAUUACAGACGCACUUGAUCUACUGCAAUUUAUUCAAAAUAUCACCAUUUCAGCACUAUGAAGUUGUGUGUGUGUGCGUGUGUGUGCGCGUGCGUGUGUGCGCGUGCGUGCUUGUGUGCGCGCGCGAGUGUUUUCUUUUGCGAAUCUGCUAUGGUCAACUGCUGCUAUCAAAGAUAGUCCUUUCAUUUGUCUCGCUGUCUCGGGCGAAGAGUUGGACAGACAUCCGCACAAACGCUGAAUGCAGUGAAAUACGUGUUGUACAUUUACUUGAUGAUAUUUAUUACAAUUAUUUAUGAUUGCAUUAACUUGAUCCUGUCUUACCUCUGAGCAUCUGGAACAUAAUACUGAUGAAUCUGCAGAGGUCAAGAAAAAAACUUCAGUUCAGGAGUUUCUGUGUCAUAAUAAUAAAAUAUUGAUGUAUUACA